AGGACAGGUGACGUGGGCUACAGAAAACUCCUUCCUGGAAAGAAACAAAGCAACUGCAAAAAUGGCAAAAUUCUUCACACCAAUUCAAAUCAAUGAAUUCAAGGAGUGCUUCUCCUUGUAUGACAAGAAGCAAAAGGGCAAGAUUGAUGCCAAAGACCUGAUCACAGUCAUGCGCUGCCUGGGGACAAGCCCCACGUUCGGUGAAAUCGAAAGACAUCUACAAGUUCACAAAAUCGAAAAGACAGGUGAGCUGGAGUUCUCUACGUUUCUGACAAUGAUGCACAGACAGAUGCAACAGGAAGACCCCAAGACAGAAAUCCUGGAGGCCUUGAGGAUGACAGACAAACAGAAGAAAGGAUACAUCCAGGCAUCUGAGCUCCGCGCCAAGCUCACCAUGUUAGGAGAGAAACUCACAGACAAAGAAGUGGAUGAGCUCUUCAGAGAGGCAAAUGUCAAAUCAAACGGGACUAUCAACUACGAAGCGUUCACCCAGAUGGUGACGCUGCCACCUGUCGAUUACUGAUUUUUCAACGGAAAAACUUUACUGAAUUGACUUUACAUACACUGAAAAUAUGAAUAUGACUGAACACAUUGUGAAGCACUGCUGUUAUACUGUAUUGUAACUAACACUAUAUCAUAUGGUUUGGCAUGUUUUUCUUUGAUGGGAUCAAAUUUUAAAAUCAUUAAAUUCUCAGUACACCUUUUUGUCAAGCCUGACCCUCCACCCAAACAAAUCACUUUGAAUUUAAUGUCCAGUUUGAUAUUUUCUGUAUGUACUUCUGCAUGCUUGUGAGCGAUAUAAAUUAAACCUUUGGUUUCAUGAAAUAGUUUCUCUUCAUGUGGCACUGUCAGCUUUCCACACAUCAGUAUUAAAUUGCAUUCUCUUCCUAAA
Molecule: messenger RNA, 892 nt
Organism: Siniperca chuatsi (mandarin fish)
Lineage: Eukaryota; Metazoa; Chordata; Actinopteri; Centrarchiformes; Sinipercidae
Gene: calml4a
Product: calmodulin-like 4a
Exons: 5
Coding region: 62-523 (153 amino acids)
Cellular component (GO): myosin II complex
Molecular function (GO): calcium ion binding
Source: RefSeq, a predicted model, not a curated record